AUGAUUAAAAAUUCUCUACUAUUUCAAUUUGAUAAAGAAAAACUUGGUGGAAAACUUUCUGAUUCUGAUAAAACAUCAAUUGAAUCAGCAGUUGAAGAACAAAUCAAAUGGCUUGAAUCAAAUCCAAUGGCUGAAGUUGAUGAAUUAAAAGAACAUAAAAAACAACUUGAAGAAGUUGUAACACCAAUUAUGACAAAAUUAUAUGGACAAGGUAGUGGUGCCGGUGAUGCUGGUGAUGUUCCACCACAUUCUUCACAUGGACAUGAUGAUGAUAGUUUAUAA
This is a messenger RNA of Rotaria sp. Silwood2, 282 nucleotides long. NCBI's taxonomy places the organism in Eukaryota, Metazoa, Rotifera, Eurotatoria, Philodinida, Philodinidae. The record is from the annotation of a GenBank genome assembly.